GGAAACUAGAGCAUAAAAUAAAAUAAAAUUAAUUUUCAAAGCACAGAUAACAUUUUAAGAGUUAGAAGGUUGAAAUGCAAUGGAAAUAUUUAAAAAAUACUAGUGAUUUUUUGAAGUGGGGGAGACCUAAACACUUAAGGCUCCCCCAUCCUUUUUAAACGUUUUUAAAUUUUUAAUUUUUUUUUGGCCAGUCUCAAAUUCAUCUGAUCUCCUAUUACCUCAAUUUUGGAAACUACCCACCACCAACCCUCCGAGACCACAUAGACAGACUGAGGACAACUUUAUGACCAAGAGCUGAACGCAAUGCAUUGUGAGGUUCCUAUGUGUCUUGAGAAUAAUUGGAACCACACUUUUUGGAGUUUCUCUCCUCAUUGGAAUCACAGCUGCUUAUAUUGUUGGCUACCAAUUUAUCCGAACAGAUAAUUACUGUUUCUCUUUUGGACUGUAUGGUGCCAUUUUAGCAUCACACCUCCUCAUCCAAAGCCUGUUUGCCUUUUUGGAGCACCAAAAAAUGAAAAAUCUCUAGAGAUCCCCAUUAAGUUGAACAAAACUGUUGCUCUUUGCAUUGCUGCGUAUCAAGAAGAUCCAGACUACUUACGAAAAUGUUUGCAAUCUGUGAAAAGGCUAACCUACCCUGGAAUUAAAGUUGUCAUGGUCAUAGAUGGAAACUCAGAAGAUGACCUUUACAUGAUGGACAUCUUCAGGGAAGUCAUGGGCAGGGACAAAUCAGCCACUUAUACCUGGAAGAACAACUUCCACGUGAAGGGUCCUGGUGAGACAGAGGAGUCACAUAAAGAAAGCUCACAACAUGUCAUCCAGUUGGUCUUGUCCAACAAGAGUAUCUGCAUCAUGCAAAAAUGGGGUGGAAAAAGAGAAGUCAUGUACACGGCUUUCAAAGCACUGGGACGGAGUGUGGAUUACGUACAGGGUGAUUCAGAUACCAUGCUAGACCCUGCCUCAUCUGUGGAGAUGGUAAAAGUUUUAGAAGAAGAUCCCAUGGUUGGAGGUGUCGGGGGAGAUGUCCAGAUUUUAAACAAGUAUGAUUCCUGGAUCUCCCUCCUCAGCAGUGUGAGAUACUGGAUGGCUUUUAACAUAGAAAGGGCCUGUCAGUCUUAUUUUGGAUGUGUUCAGUGCAUUAGUGGACCUCUGGGAAUGUACAGAAACUCCUUACUGCAUCAAUUUGUGGAAGACUGGUACAAUCAAGAAUUUAUGGGCAGCCAUUGUAGUUUUGGAGAUGACAGGCAUCUAACCAACCGAGUGCUGAGUCUGGGCUAUGCAACAAAAUACACAGCUCGAUCCAAGUGCCUUACUGAAACACCUAAUGGAUAUCUCAGAUGGUUAAAUCAGCAAACCCGCUGGAGCAAGUCCUACUUCCAAGAGUGGCUGUACAAUGCGAUGUGGUUUCAUAAACAUCACUUGUGGAUGACCUAUGAGGCAGUCAUCACCGGGUUCUUCCCUUUCUUUCUCAUUGCCACAGUAAUACAGCUCUUCUACAGAGGUAAAAUUUGGAACAUCCUCCUCUUCUUGUUAACUGUCCAGGUAGUGGGUCUGCUAAAAUCAUCUUUUGCCAGCUGCCUUCGAGGAAAUAUCGUCAUGGUCUUCAUGUCCCUCUACUCAGUGUUAUACGUGUCAAGUUUACUUCCCGCCAAGAUGUUUGCAAUUGCAACAAUAAACAAAGCUGGGUGGGGCACAUCUGGAAGGAAAAUCAUUGUUGUUAAUUUCAUAGGCCUCAUUCCAGUGUCAGUUUGGUUUAUAAUCCUCCUGGGUGGUAUGAUUUUCACUGUUUGUAAGGAAUCUAAAAAGACAUUCUCAAAAUCCAAACAGACAGUUUUAAUUGUUGGAACAUUGCUCUAUGCAUGCUAUUGGGUCAUUUUUUUGACACUGUAUGUGGUUCUCAUCAAAAAAUGUGGCAGGCGGAAGAAGGGACAACAGUAUGACAUGGUGCUUGAUGUAUGAUCUUAUGUGGGGUGUUUGCAGUUACAGAUGCAGACACACACAAAACCUCUGUUCCUCUAGGGACUGUCCGGGGUAUUGUGGCAUCAGAUAAUGUCACCAAAGGAGAGAUAUCACUGCCGCUGGGACUUGAACAAAGACAUUUGUAUGGGUUUAUUUUAAUUCUGCCAAAGUAAAAUGAUACAUAAAGAAGAACUUAGAUUUAACCUGAUAUUUCUAUGAAAAUGGGAAGAAUUCUCUUCUAUGUACUUUUUCCUUACUUUACAUCUGCCUAACAGUGUUUUGCCCUAUCUACCUCACUAGUGCUGCUUUAUGUGGGUUAUCAUGGAAGAAAAGGAUUUUGAAAACUCAAGGAAAAGUUCUUUCAACAUAUACAACCUAAAUUAUGGACUGUGUUGAUAGCUAAUUUUUUUUUUUGAGAAAGGUUUUUUCUGUUUAACUCUACCAAAUGAAAUGCCAAAGGAACUUUUACAGGCCGUUAGCAGUGCCAUAUUUUUAUAAAAUUGUAUAUAAUUGUCUUAAAAUUUUGUAUGCCAAUUUGAAAACAAAUUAUGCACAUUUUAUAUUUUCUGUCUCUGCCAGAACACGCCUGUUCUUCCUCUUUAAAAAAAAAUAAAAUAGGUUAUGAAAAAACUUAAACCUAAAAAAUUUCUACCCAAAAUGUGAAGUUCGGUUGACUGAUGUUGUUCAUGAUAGAAAGAAUGAAGUGUUUCUCUCUCUUACCACCUUUAAAAUUGAAUAGUUUAUUUCUGUGAAAAAGUAUUUAAACUUUCAAUAUUUUAACUUUUUUUCAUUUCCUUUAGAAAAGGCCAAUAUCCCUGUCACACUUCAGGAGCAGAAAUUCAUACUUACGUGUACAAAAAAGAAGUCAUUGAAAAUCAAGGCCAAAGGGGUAGAAAAGUGCAAUUUUUUUCAUAAGAUUGGAAAAAAAAGGGAAUGCUAGUUCUCAAAAGAAAACACUAGGUAUCCAGCAGUGGACAUAAUCUGGGUAUCAAAGAUUCUCUUUGGAGAUUCUCACAGUGUUUUCCCAGCCUAAGUAAAAAGGAAAGUGGGAAAAAUUAUCUGUAUAAUUUGGACAAAUGCAUGCAGUUCAUCACUUUGUUCUGUGACCUGUAGUCAAUGGAUCCUGUCUAUGUUGGACAUACUUUACCUACCUUCUUUUUUUCCAGCUUGUCAGUCCACUUUACAUGUUAGUAUGAGGUUUAUACAGGUGAGUGGGAUAAAUUAU
Hippopotamus amphibius kiboko is the source of this 3181-nucleotide messenger RNA. Its product is annotated as hyaluronan synthase 2-like. NCBI's taxonomy places the organism in Eukaryota, Metazoa, Chordata, Mammalia, Artiodactyla, Hippopotamidae. The record is from RefSeq and is a predicted model, not a curated record. Gene Ontology annotation, biological process: extracellular matrix assembly; hyaluronan biosynthetic process. Gene Ontology annotation, molecular function: hyaluronan synthase activity.